CAAUUAGUUGAGGGAAGUAAAUGAAAUGUCAAUUGAGUAAAAUCAAGCGCAGGCCGUCACCAUCACAUCUGAUUGUCAAAUGUUGGGCUGCUCCAAAUUUUCACGUGAUCAAUUCUAGUUGUCCUCUUUUCACCGUAAUUACAAGAAAUUUUCCAAAAAUGAGUGCGAGUAAAAGUGGAUUGUUCUUUCUAGCAACGUUUUUUCUAUUUAGUUUAGUCCAGUCUACAGAAUUUGUCCCAUGUUUCAUUUGGUCAAAUAAAAGAACCAACGAGCAUAUUCCUGCAUUAAAUAAAGUUAGUCAAGACAUUUUUAAAGAAAAUAUAGAGCAGUACUUGAAAGAUGAUCCAUUGAUAGUCUUAUUUGCUGAACAAACUUUAAGUCCAGAAGAUUUUGCUCAAAAGGAUGAGAGAGGUUUGACAUACUCUAAUUUAGCAAAACUUACAAAAUCAUUUAAAGUUUCUUAUUUACCAUAUGUACAAAACCCCAUCAAGGCUUUAAAACAUCUGGAUGUUACAGUUACUGAAGUUCCUCUAGACAAGUUUGGUAAAAACUUCGAAAUUCCAGAGACUGAUAUACUUAUUGUUAACCUUAACGAUGCUAAGGAUUCUGAAAGCCGAACAGAUAUGUUGAAAAGGCAUGAUGCUGCUAUAUCUAAAAUUUACGAAGAUCUUGCAAACACUAACGACAAUGUAUUGGGAAUGUACACUGCUCACCACACAUCGUGGGUUGUAUCUGAAGAAGUUAUUAAAUCUAGACAAGCAAGAUCAUUAAUGGUGGCAGAAAAUGCUGAAGCUGCUAAAGCCGGAGAGACAGCUGAAGAAGUAUCAGACAAAUUCAGGAAUGAUACAAAUGCAUAUCUAUAUAUCUCAAAUUCAGCAUACACAAUGGGUGAUGUACAAAACAAAGAAGUUAAUCUAAAUUUAACAGUUACGAACGAUACAGGAAUACUUGUCCUUAACCUAGGAUGCCCUGAUUUUAAUCUCGAGAUGAAAUUCGCAAAUAACGUUAGUUUUGGAUACUGGGAGCAAUAUGAGAAUAUUACAGCAUUCCUCUCUAAUGAUACUCAGAAAAAGAAUCCAUUGGUUCUCAAAUCAACUGCCAGCAUCUAUGCUCCUGUCAGUGGAUUUUCCUACCACUGUGGUGACCAGUACUUCUCCACUGAUGGAUUCAGCAUAAAAUUACAAGAUUUUCAAAUUCAACUUUUCUUUGAUGGACCUGCCAGUGGUAAAUUCGGUGACGCCUAUGACUGUGUUGGCUUCACGACUGUCCCAAUUUGGUCCGGUUUAUUCGUCACAACAAUCUUGUUGAUCAUUAUGUCCAUUGGCAUCACAAUGAUGAUGGACAUUAGAACGAUGGAUAGAUUUGAUGAUGCUAAGGGCAAAACUAUUACUAUAAAUGCGGAAUAAUUGUAAUCGCUGAUUAUAAAGCUAUUUUGCUAAGCCUGAAUCGUUUACUAGUAAUGUCACAGUUUACUUUAAACACAUUUGUAUUAAAGUUACCACAAUGAACACUGUAUACUAAAAAUGGCUCUAAUAAUGUGUAUAUGUAUACAAUGUAUUCCAUUUAGUUUAAUAAUUGUACCCGUGGUUCAUGUAUAAAGUUGAUUUAACAAUAAAUGAAUUGUCAUACA
Molecule: messenger RNA, 1630 nt
Organism: Diabrotica virgifera virgifera (western corn rootworm)
Lineage: Eukaryota; Metazoa; Arthropoda; Insecta; Coleoptera; Chrysomelidae
Gene: VhaAC45
Product: V-type proton ATPase subunit S1
Exons: 8
Coding region: 21-1406 (461 amino acids)
Cellular component (GO): proton-transporting V-type ATPase complex
Source: RefSeq, a predicted model, not a curated record